Messenger RNA from Anastrepha obliqua, 2651 nucleotides. It is a transcript of the gene Syn, whose product is annotated as synapsin. Lineage: Eukaryota; Metazoa; Arthropoda; Insecta; Diptera; Tephritidae. The record is from RefSeq and is a predicted model, not a curated record. The transcript is spliced from 6 exons. Gene Ontology annotation, cellular component: synaptic vesicle membrane; synaptic vesicle. Gene Ontology annotation, biological process: neurotransmitter secretion.
AUGGAGAAUUCGCUAAAGAAGAUCUCUUCAAACGCGUUAAAAGGUGCUUUGUUCAGCUGGACAAAGUUUCCGUGUGUUUUGAAGGCAGGCCAUUGCCAUAGCGGCGUUGCCACUGCACGCCUCGAGAACCAGAGCGCUCUACAAGAUGCAGCCGGCCUUGUCACCGGUUCGGGCAACGAUGCGCAUUGCUACUGCACGAUUGAGCCGUACAUUGAUGCUAAAUUCGAUGUGCACAUCCAGAAGAUCGGAAAUAAUUACAAGGCCUUUAUGCGCAAAUCGAUCUCAGGCCAUUGGAAAACUAAUCAAGGCUCAGCGAUGCUCGAGCAAAUCACUUUAACCGAGAAGUACAAGUCCUGGGUGGAUGAGAUUUCUGAGCUCUUCGGCGGCAUGGAGGUAUGCGGCAUUUCCGUGGUGGUCGGCAAAGAUGGACGCGAACAUAUAAUCAGCGCCUGCGAUUGUACAUUCGCUUUAAUUGGCGAUAGCCAGGAAGAGGAUCGCCGGCAGAUCGCCGAUUUGGUUUCGGCAAGAAUGCAAAACGUUUGCCGGCCCAGCAUGGCUCAGACUGGCAUGCCACCGCAUGGCAUCCGACAGCCAUCACGUUCAUCCAUCUCCUCACGCGGUGAGAGCCCCACAGAGGAUAUGGCACCAACACCACCGGCUCCAGCCGGUCCACGCCCCGCUCCAAUGGGCGGCCCACCACCAAUACCCGAACGCACUUCUCCAGCAGUCGGCUCGAUUGGACGCCUCAGCAGUCGCAGCAGCAUUUCCGAGGUACCUGAGGAGCCAUCAGCACCGGCACCAACCAGCGUGCCCAGCAGCGUUGGUGGUGCUGUUCGGCGCGAUUCACAAACUUCGCAGGCAUCGAGCGUGUCAUCGGCCUCCAGAGUCUCGACACGGCCACCACAAACUCAAAGUUCGGUGGUCGAAGAUGCCGAGGAUACAAUGAAAAAUUUGCGUAAGACCUUUGCGGGGAUAUUUGGUGAUAUGUAGGAAUUAGCCAAUAAGAAGCGCGGAAGAACAGCAAGCGAGACAAGCAGUGGCGGUGGUGGCAGUGCUGGCGGCAGUGGAAUAAGCGGCAUAAGUACCGGCUCGUUCCUCGGCAAGCAAUUCUCGUUUGCUAGUGGUGGUGGCGGCAAAUCGGUCAGUGGCAGCACUUCGAGUGUUGCAUCAGAUGUUAUAUCCGCACAGCCAUCACCCAAACCGGCUGCGGAGAAGCCAUACGAUGCGCGCUCUGACACUUCAACGAAUUCCACGUUGACAGCAGGCAGUAUGAGCGUCAGUGCUAGCUCGGCCGCAAGCUAUAGCAGCAAGCCAUCUUCCAGCGUUUUGGAUACAUUUGCAGAGGAGAACACAUACAAGCCAGUCACCAAUUUUGAGCCACAAGAGCGUGUCAAUCCCUUCGACAAGGGUGCAAUAAAAAGUUCCGCCACCAAUCAAACCAUCGGCAGUGCCACUUCGACCACUUCAUCGUCAUCGGUCUCCUCAUCGUCGAUUUCAUCGCGUAUCAAUCGCAACGGCAAUGCCGGCAUUAAAUCGCCACCACCACCCACUGGACCACCACCACCACCACCAACAGCCGGUGGCAUCAACUAUCGCAACUCAACUUCAACCACACCACCGAGCAUCGGCAAAGACAAACGCACCUUCAAUUACGGCAGCUCCACUUCCAUCGAGACUAUAACACGCAUGGAUACCAACACCACCACCACCACCACAGUUGAACCGAGCAGUGAUGCCUCUGCUGCUACUGGCGGUCUAGCGGGUGCAAAUAUAACUAAUAACGCCAUUGGCGGUGCAACAGGUGGCGGUGACGCAGCCUCAGCGAGCGGCGGCACAGAUUGGAAAUCGAAAAUGGGCAUACGUUCGGCGAGCGUCUACAGCGCACCAGCAGCGGUGAGCUCCACUGUGCCCGCCGCUGGCGACACCUCCGGCUAUGUAUCGAACUCGAGCCCCGCCUCGAACGCUUACAAUGCGACAGCCGAUUUGCCAUCGUACACGCGACCAUCGUAUUCGCGCUCCGAAAGCAAUGCUUCCAACAAACAAUCCGAUUUAGACAUAAUUUUCGGCGAGACUAAUAAGCCCAGCUACGGCAAUGGCAAGUACACGCGCUCCGGUUCCGAUGCCGAACUAAUCUUUGGCGGACCACCGACCAACUAUAAGGCCGAUCGCUUUGGCGCCUCGAAGAGCAUGAGCGUUGCCUCCGAGCGCAGCAACGAUGGCAAUGGCAGCAACAAUUCAUAUCGCGCCUAUGAAGGCAUACAAAAUGCCGCAUUCAGCGACUUUAGUGACUCACCGAAAACAGGCAGCAUCAGCAGUAUCAGCUCGUAUGGGAAUACGAAUCGUUGGAGUAAGCCAACUGCCGAAGAGGAUGAUGAAUUGGAUUUGAAGUAGGAAAGAAUGUUGAAAGCUUACAAAAUUAAAGUUAGCUAAAUUGAUGUGUGUUUGCGUGCAAGCUCAAUGUGUGCAGGUGAGGCAGUUGCAAGUGCACUAGGACACACAAGCUUAGGUAAAGGGAAUUAUGCAAAAACUGGAAAACGAAGGAAGAAUAAUAUUAAAAGUAAACUAAUACAUACACACGCGCAUCUUUCGCCUCUGAAGUUUCCUGGUUUCAUAGUGGAAAAUAAUUAAAAAUAGAAGCGAAUCUUCACAUA